AGUGGGCAAAUGCAAUAUGGAGAUUGUGAGAACUGGGAACAUGAAGUCUGGAGGACCAGAGAGUAGCUGAGACAGGGAUGGGGGUUAGUGGGAGGCAACCACCCGAUUUGGGUGGGAUGUCAGUGGGGCUGUUUCUAGCUCUGGGGGCGUGGUUUAUGGCUGGGCGGAGCUUUUGGCUUGGGCGGGGCCAGCUUGCGGGCCAGACGUGGCGCAGCGGCCGAGUUUGGGUGCAGCCUGCGGAACGUCUCCUGCCAGGCACAGAUGAGCAUCCUACUGUCGCCGCCGUCGCUGCUGCUGCUUCUUGCAGCCCUUGUGGCUCCAGCCACCUCCACCACCAACUACCGACCGGAUUGGAACCGUCUUCGAGGCCUGGCCAGGGGGCGGGUGGAGACCUGUGGAGGAUGACAGUUGAAUCGCCUAAAGGAGGUGAAGGCCUUUGUCACCGAGGACAUUCAACUGUACCACAACCUGGUGAUGAAGCACCUCCCUGGGGCAGACCCCGAACUCGUGCUGUUAAGCCGAAAUUACCAGGAACUAGAGCGAAUCCCACUCAGCCAAAUGACCCGGGACGAGAUCAAUGCGCUGGUACAGGAGCUCGGCUUCUACCGCAAGUCGGCGCCGGAAGCUCAGGUGCCCCCCGAGUACCUGUGGGCGCCCGCUAAGCCCCCCGAGGAAGCUUCAGAACACGACGACCUGUAGCCCCGAGCCACAGUGGAGCUGGGACCCCCCCCUGCCAGCGCCCCGGAGACAGAAUGAAGCGCUCAGUAUCCCGGGAGCAUCUCCCUUGCUGAGGGCCGACGCCAGUCUCCAAAGCAACGGAAAUGGGGUGUGUGGGGGGAAUCUCAAUCCUCCCUUUCCUCUCCCCAGCUCUACUAAAUCUUCUUCCUUCA
This is a messenger RNA of Mus musculus (house mouse), 890 nucleotides long. RefSeq names its product selenoprotein M (gene Selenom). The record is from RefSeq and is marked reviewed. Gene Ontology annotation, cellular component: perinuclear region of cytoplasm; Golgi apparatus; endoplasmic reticulum. The transcript has 5 exons. NCBI's taxonomy places the organism in Eukaryota, Metazoa, Chordata, Mammalia, Rodentia, Muridae.